Messenger RNA from Spizellomyces punctatus DAOM BR117, 935 nucleotides. RefSeq lists its product as uncharacterized. Lineage: Eukaryota; Fungi; Chytridiomycota; Chytridiomycetes; Spizellomycetales; Spizellomycetaceae. The record is from RefSeq and is a predicted model, not a curated record. The transcript is spliced from 5 exons. The coding region runs from base 1 to 876 and encodes 291 amino acids.
AUGGGUUCUAGUGCCAUUUUCAAUCACCUCCACACUCUGCUGGAACUGGUUCGGUCAAUGGACAUGCGCGAAAUGGGGAAUGGUUCCCAACAGGACAGUUCAGAUCCGUUCGGGGCAUUCGACAUUGACGAAGCAGAUUUGGAGCCACUCUAUCAUCAGGACCGGCUAUGCUGUCCACAAUGCAGACGAAAUCACAAAGUUUUUUGCCCCCGCUGCGGCAUACCAUUAGGCCAUACACCUCCCCAUGUCCAAUUGCCGAUAUCUGUGGACAUUUACCGUGACCCGCGAGAAACUGAGGGCAAAAGUACGUCAGCACAUGCGCGCAUCAUUGCGCCUGAUUCAGUUACAAUUAAGGUAGAAAAUAUGGUGAAAGCGCCGGAUACGUCGAGCAUUACAAAGUAUACAGAUCCGCAACGAUGUCUUCUUCUCUUUCCCUCCGAGGAUGCCCUACCGCUAGCUGACAUAGAGCCAGGUUCUUUCGACAAACUGAUUGUGCUUGAUGGAACGUGGAAACAAGGGAAGGCGAUGGCUGGUGCAAUAGCUGGUCAGAGCUUUCAGAGAGUGUCUAUCCGAAGUCGCCGGACCCUCUUUUGGCGUUACCAGCCUUUUGGAGAGACCUACCUGUCGACGAUUGAGGCAGUGUACUGGUUCUUUCGAGACUUUCAUGACGCAUAUAGCAGAGAUCCUUACGAUGGUCGCUACGACAAUCUAUUAUUCUAUUUUAAACUGCAGUGGGGCCUGAUUCAGGACAUCUAUUCUAGAAAUCCACAGAAACAGUUCACGUCAAGGAAAUUGGAUGGGGAAAGUUACAUCCGGGGAAGGGCGAGACUGCAGAAUAGUGCGAGUCCUCCUGAUACGGAGGAAGCGCAAACUUAAUAGUAAAUGUACUGUAAUGCAUGAAAGAAUGUAAAUAAAUAGAUAGCGUUCGUAAGGGU